Molecule: messenger RNA, 2460 nt
Organism: Phaedon cochleariae (mustard beetle)
Lineage: Eukaryota; Metazoa; Arthropoda; Insecta; Coleoptera; Chrysomelidae
Source: the annotation of a GenBank genome assembly
AUGGCUAAUGAUUCUGAUCCAUUUCCAGUUUGGAAGCGGAUUUACUCAGUAAUAAAUGGAAACAGUGAAAAUAUUUCACCUAAUGCUGUGGAGGAUACAUUGAAACUCUGCAAGGAACAAAUAAUAGAAGUACUCCUCCAGUUCAAAAGCUAUUCUAAAGAGAGUUUCAAAUCAUGGAAAUCGGAAUCUGGACUCAAAGAUAUAUUGUCUGAUGAUGAAAUGUGCAAUUUCAUACAUUUGUUGAGCAGAGAACUUGAUCUUGAUGUCUCUGUAGCAUGGACAGUAACAUGCAAUUUCUUGAUGUUUGAGUACUAUGGAAGAGUUGAUGAACUGAAAACAUUGAUCAAAUUUGAUUCAAAAGUUGAAUAUUUGACAGAAAAUGUUUGGUAUUUCUAUACAGCAGAUCGUAUGUUCUUAUUGAAGACUUUGAGGCACAUAUUUGAAAGUGUUUCUGAUAAAAAACAUGUCUACUACAAUGAAUUCAAUUCCUUUACCAAGUCUCUUGACUUCAGUCUACUGUGGAAGAAUCUGAAGGCUGUGUUCAAAAAUCUCCUAGAUGAAAUAGACAGAGACAAAUCCCAAACAGUAUCUGAUAAAUUGUUGGUUCAAUGGAUACAUAGAAAUAACAGGGAACAAGCAGAAGUGGCUAUUUUAUUAUUGCACACUUUUGAAUACCUCAAACCUGAUGGUUCAGAAUUAGCAGAUAUGUUGACCCUUUUCAUCAGGCAUGGAUUCACCAGGCACCCUUUGUUUCAUGAAAGUGUGACUGUGUCCAGAAAAACAGAUUUGAUUGAAAUUAAAAAUUCUGAAAUUUCCCUAAUAUUAACAAUCAUGAAAAUUUACUGGAAUACACCAGGCCUGGCCAAGAUGUUACCCUCAGAUAUAGAGAAAAAUUUAGAAUUGUUACAAAUACAGGGUGAUAAUAGUAUCAUUUUGUUUGCGUGGGCUGCACUCAAAACAUCUAUUGAUGAAUGUGAUGAGAAAGAAAGCCACAUGGAUUACUGCAACAGAGUAAUCCUCCAGCUGGCCAAAAAGAAAGUUUUCAAUUCCUUGUAUGAAUUUCUCACACACAAAAUGUUCUUGGGUACAAAAAUUGGUGAAAUAACUGCAGAAGCAGUCAUCACACUGAUGACAGAGUUCACAAAAAUUUGUGCCGACUUCAAUUUCGUCCAGGAACAACCGGGUGUGAGCAAAUUGACGGCUGAAUUAUUGAAACGCAAAGGUCUGGUCAUAUUGGAAAGUUUGGGACCGAUUUUCCAAUUGUCAAUGGAAGCUUUUCCAUUCAUCUUUGAACCCUUCCUGGAUAUGUGCAAAGCUCUGAUUGUUAUACCUGAGAAAUACGACUCGAUAAUAAGCCUGCUGAAAAAUAUCCCGGGAUUCCUGUCGGAAUUGCGGUGGGCCCACCACUCGCCCAGUUUUCUCCUGGACAAGACCCAGAGACUCUUCACCGACAGCGACCUCUUCAUGGUGCCCUCUGGCACCAGGGUGGAGAGCUUCCCCUACCAGGGGGUGGGAUACGCCAGGUUCAUCUACCCCUUCGACUUCUUCCGGCUCAUGGAGCAGUUCACCAAGUCGCUGACCACUAUUAAUUUCGAAGUGGGUACCGAGUGGCACUGCUACGACAACUUGGUUGAGCUGGUCAUUAUCGGGUUCCAGUUUAUUAACCACUUGUUGAGGCACUACCGGGGCGACCUUAGAAAGGACCCGGCUCUCAAGUCCCUGGUGCAAAGGCUGGAGAUAGUGCCCACUCAGUUCGUGGAAGGACCUUCUAAAAACUUCGACUUCAUCAGGUUGUACUUCGAAGUGAACUGCACCCUGAUCCGAGGAGAGCUGCUGGAUUUCUCGGAGGUGUUUACGCCUGUGCAUAGGAAGAGGAUGUUUCCCGUGGUGGUCAGCUAUGAGAAGGCGUACAACCACGUACUCUUCGAUCAGAUGCUGAACGGGAGUUUGCUGUUCAGGUUGCUGAAGGAGGAGGAGGGGAAGGAUACUCAUUGUUUGCUUGUGCAGUAUCUGGAACUGAUCGAGUUCAUGGUUCAGAAAAAUAUUUACCACCGCGAAAUACAGUACGCCGGUCUGUGGUACAUCAUAAACUGCACCUUCCCCCUCUACCAGCAGUGGAAGUACGCCGACCCCUUCGAAGAAACCCUCCAUCACGAAAACCUGCUGCUCGAUAUUCGUGGAAGUCCUCCAGAGACAUCUCUCCAAAAUCGAAGACGACUCUGUGGUCAUCUUCGAGAUGCUGCUGGAUGCUCUGUUGCUGCAGGAAACGAUGACCUCCAGCUACAUCUCAAUCUUCCUCAAGGACAAAUUCCAUCUGCAGACUUUGAUGGAGCAGGAGCUGAACUGGGACGGCGGACCCGCUUUGGAGGGAAUCGAGUGCAUCCGGUUGCACUUGGUGCUGCUCUUGUUGCUGCUCAAGCACAAGGGGAAAUUGGGGGAGAGGAAGACUACGCUGGAUGA